AUCAUUAAAUAGAUAGGAAUCAAAUAUGAAUAAAUGGUGCAAGUACGUACCUCUGUAAAGUCUGUUUCUUCCCCUUGCUGUUGUCCACUUGGACUUCAUUAAGCAUACUCCACAUACAAAAUCCGCAAGCAAUGAUGCAGUUCCUAUGAUGAUCUGUUGAAGGGGAUGAGAUGAUGAUUAAAAGAUGAAGAUGAAGUGCUCAUUGCAUUAAAUGUCAGUCAUUUAGGGAAAGGCAAACCACGAAGUCGGUUUCAUUAAAAACUAUCGAGAAUCAAUUACAAUUCCAAGAAACACAUUUACCACUUGAGAACCGGCUAAAUGGAGAGGCCUUUAACCCUAUAAACUGCAAAAAAAAGUGUAUACUCAGGACUUGUAUUUGUAGAUAGUGGAUAGAGAGAGGGAGGGACCUGUCUAGCUAGAUAAAUCAAUGAACGGCAAUUGGCAAAAUAUAAAAAUAACAAAAAUAGUGCAAAAUUUAAUUAAGUCAAGUUGAAAGCAACAGACAGCUUAAACAGAAUGAGAUAGGCUGACAGAAAUUGACAGAGAACCCCUGAAAGAGCAAAGGAGACAAAAAAUAUUACAAGCCAGAGCUUUGCAAAGAGGCGGAACAAAGUGGAAAGAAAGCAAAAUAGAAAUAGAUGACAGGCAAAGAGCAUUGGGAAAGGGAAAACACUGCACACACAAAAACAAAAAAACAAAAACUGCACAGCGCGACGUUUGAGUAUUGGGUAUUAUCACACAAUCGCACACAAAUGCACACACACACACGCACACGCACACAAAGAUAGAGACACAGAUGCAUACAUGGACACUAUGCUGUAAUCGUCGCAAUGCAAUUAGCAUUGGAACCAAAAGCUCAAGUUCACUGACAAAGAAAUCAAACACUCACACAGAAAGAGAGGGACAGAGAGGGAGAAACACAGUGAUGUAUGGUGGCAAACACACACACACACACACACAUGCACAUUCCGAGUAUGCGAUAAUUUUUGUAACCGAACGAAGCUUUACAAAUGCAAUCAAAUGACGUUAGUCAGAGCGCGAGCGAGAAGAGUCGGCGGGAGAGCAGGCACGCUCCACAGAUAGAGCGUGCAAGUGAGCGAGAUGGAAGACAGGCAGACACACAGCCCGAGAGAGAGCUUACUCGUGAGUAGGUCAGUCAACGAUCUUCGGGACGGGUUGAGUAAACUUGCCUCUUGCCAUUGCUCUGCACUCGACACUCUGCAGUCGCGCUCGCACUCGCACGCAAAGCCUCACCCAACCGGCUUUCUGUGCUUUUUAUUUGGUUGCAUUUUUCUACCCCACUCAUUGGUUUCCGCAUUGCAAAUAAAUAUACUCGCACACAUGUACGUAUUAUGUACAAUAAAAUAACAGGCACAAUGUUGUCAAUGCCAAAUGUUUAAUCGGUCUGAAAUGCAGUUGAUGAUGGUUCAUUGCAUUGUUUUACAAUUAGAUUCUAAUUCGUUUGGGGGGUUGUCAUACUCGUAUUAUCUUUUGAUAGAUAUCGGCAAAGCAGUGUUAGUGUUUGUCUUCUCUUAUGAAAAUUAAUUGAGUUUUCUUUUUCAUCGAUCUCUACCUUCUGUGACAACUUUAAAAUAAAUAAAUUUAAGCUAAUUUCAAGCAUGAUUUCCCCACAAAUUAAACUCUAAUUUAAUUCAGGAAUAUACCCUUUACAUCUGCAUGUUUUAGUUGCGUAGAAACUUAAGGAUUUGCCAGGAUUCUAGCGAACAUCUUUGACCCAAUAACUGCCAUCAAUGAUUCUGUUGAGUCGAACACGACAGAGUUGGCAAUAGUCCACAUUCCUCGACUUAAAGUUAACCCCUUCAAUCAUCAUAUUACCCGACACUCUAUCGGUGUCUCUAUCUGCGAGUUUUCUACCUUUUUCCUCUAAAGUCAAGCCAAACCAAACGAACCGCACUAAUUGCAAUACGAGCCAUUAAACGAGUCAUUGGCAAUUAUCUGCUGGCUGGCGACUCUGGCAACAGUUUGAGCCACCGGCCAGGUCCGAGGCCAGAACCCGACCCAACAGCUACUUACGGUUAACCAGCAAAACACUUGGCAAGCCGAGAGAGAGAGAGGGGAAGAGUGUCCGCUACGAGUCAGGGGGAACUUGGCUUUGAUGUGUACCGAGAAGUAUUUAAAACGUUUGUGCCUGGUGUGGUGGUCCCUUUGGUGUGGACAUGUGGGAAAUUAUGAGCUGCGUUUGGGGUCUAACCGGAUUAAUUACCAGCUGCUGCCUGCCCCAAAGAAGCGAGCGUCUCCCGCUCUCUGUGCUUCCGUUCUGUAGGAUUUUAAGCUGCUUUGCAAUUUUAAUUAAAGGCUGAUUUUAUCCUUGAUUUAUCAACUUUAAAUUGGUCCAACUGCGACGUCAGUUGUUCGACAUGUUUUCGGCUUCCCUGUUUUCCCGUGCCGUGGCAAACAAAGUGCAUUUCAGAGGCUUGCAAAUAGAACCUUUGACAUUUUGAUGGAAACGAACGAAAGUUUUCAAGUUUCCGUUGAGCAAGAAAUUGCUUUCCUUUCGACGGAAGCCCUGCAACUGCAAGCCUGGCAAUUAAAACGGAAUAAUUGUGGCAUUUUAUGCAAGGGAACAGAAAAAUCCACCUCCAGAAAAUGUUUGCGAAAAAAAGGAAAUCAAUAUGAAAAGUGAACAAAAUUAUGCAAUGUGUAAGCGAAUGUGUGGCGUGGCUGACUGAUAUACAUAUAAAUAGGGCUCGGCGAGGGCACAGCGGCACAGCAGCAUCAAGAGGCAAAGUCUAUAUACAGAAAGGCAAUUGGCCAGCUGCUGCUCCAGCCAUGCAACCACUCCGUCACUCCGUCACUCUGCCACACAACCCCAUCUCCAGCCUCUGGCUGGGGCAUCCACCAGGCAGCUCCCACCCCACCCCAGAGUGCGACUGGUUGUUAUGGCAUUCGCUGAACGCAUUUUGUAACAUGACAAAAUAGCGUAGCAUACAUUUCAGGGGUUGCAACUGUGCAACACGCUGCCCUGCCAUGCCCUGCCAUACCAUGCCAUGCCCGUGCAACGAUUGGGGCACGCCUGACUUGCAGAUUGGCCGCCUGCCUCGGCUCGUGUCGGGUGCGGGUAGCCUGCGCAGGCGCAGCUCAUUGUGUCUGUGAGGCUCUUACGUAACUCUGCCUGCCACAGAGCAGCAACAGCCGCAGCAACAGCAGCAGCAGCAGUGUGAUGCUGCCACCGAGUGAAACGAAACCCAAAGUGAAAACCAAAGCCGAAACAGAGCCUCAACUGCACUUGUUGCUGUCGGUGCGCGUCGUGCAGCAACAUUAACUCGAGAAUCCAAAAUGCGACGGCAAAAUCUCGCACAAAAAAGUGACAAAAUGAAGAAUCGAAUAUAAGUGAAGAAUAAAAUAACAAGAAUAAAGUUGAUAAUGGGUAUUCCUGUCAAUCCUCCUUUCAGUUGAUCAAAAUGUGGCAUAUUGAGCAUGUGGAAGUCAACUUUUGUGCGAACAUAACCUGAACCUAAACUUGAACGUAGACCCAACGAAUAAACAGAAUCGGAAUAAUAAAAACUAUGUGAACCAGAAACUAAUUGUCGCAUUUGUGUGCCAGUCUUCAAUAGAAGUUGGAAGGAAGGGCAGCGUUUCCUUCAGUUCUCCCCACCACCACCACCGCCACCACGACCCCCUUUUCGGUUCCACUUUCAGUUUGUUUGCCCUUUGUGGUCUUAUUUAAAGAUUCGUUCGGUCCAAGGAUUACCCAAUAGAUACCAAAAUGGACGACGAGAGCGAUGACAAGGAUGAUACGAAAAGAAAGUCGCGGAAUCUGAGCGAGAAGAAGCGACGAGAUCAGUUCAACUCCCUGGUCUGCGAUCUGAGCACCCUGAUAUCCACCUCCGGUCGGAAGAUGGACAAGUCCACGGUCCUCAAGUCAACCAUUUCAUUCCUGAGGAACCACAAUGAGGCCGCGGAUCGCUCCAAGGUGUUCGAGAUACAACAAGACUGGAAGCCCACGUUCCUGAGCAACGACGAGUUCACGCACCUGAUGCUGGAGUCCCUCGAUGGCUUCAUGAUAGUCUUUGGCAGCAUGGGCACCAUAUUCUAUGCCUCGGAAAGUAUUACCUCGCAGCUGGGCUAUCUGCCGCAAGACCUGUACAGCAUGAAUAUCUACGAUCUGGCGUAUGAGAUGGACCACGAGGCCCUGAUGAACGUGUUCAUGAAUCCCCCGCCUGUGAUCGAGCCGCGGCAGACGGACAUCGCGGCCAGCAACGAGAUCACCUUCUACACGCAUCUGAAGCGCGGCGGGGUCGAGAAGGUGGACUCCAACUCCUACGAACUGGUUAAAUUUGUGGGUUACUUUCGCAACGACCCCAACACCUCGGCGGGGUCGCGUUCCGCGAGUCCGAGCGGCAGCCAGUCGGCGCCCGUGCUGCCGCGCAUCUUUCAGAAGAACUCCAGCGUGGAGGUGGACAAGAAGCUGGUGUUUGUGGGCACGGGCCGCAUCCAGAACCCGCAGCUAAUACGCGAGAUGAGCAUAAUCGAUCCCACCAGCAAUGAGUUCACUUCGAAGCACAGCAUGGAGUGGAAGUUCCUGUUCCUCGAUCACCGCGCGCCGCCAAUCAUUGGCUACAUGCCCUUCGAGGUGCUGGGCACCUCCGGAUACGAUUACUAUCACGUUGACGACCUGGACAGCAUUGUGGCGUGCCACGAAGAACUGCGACAAACGGGCGAGGGAAAGUCCUGCUAUUACCGCUUCCUCACAAAGGGCCAGCAGUGGAUAUGGCUGCAAACGGACUACUUUGUGAGCUACCAUCAGUUCAACACGAAGCCGGACUAUGUUGUGUGCACCCACAGUGUGGUGAGCUAUGCGGAGGUCAUCAAGCACACUCAGAAGGAGCGACAGAAGGCCAUCAGCAAGGACAGCAAGGCGCUGGCCGCGACGGCCAGCAGCAGCAAAUUGGCGCCUGCCACCACAACGCUGAGGGACUUUGAGCUGGGAAACGAGAACCUGGAGAGCACGCUGCUGGACAAUAGCCUGGCGAAUCUAACCAAUGAGACGGCUGCCACCUCACCCACUGUGGACUCGUCACCCAUGUGGUCGGCAUCGGUGGCGGCAACAACUCCGAGCUCCUGCCAAGUAAAUCCGCUGAAGAUAGCCAGACCCGCAUCGAGCUAUGGCAACAUUAGCUCCACGGGCAUCUCGCCAAAGCCCAAGCGGAAGUGUUAUUUCUACAACAACAGAUGCAAUGACUCGGACUCCACUUCGAUGUCCACGGAAUCGGUCACCAGCAGGCAAUCUGUGGCCAGCAGACAGUCGGGAGCCAGCAGGCACUCCAUGAUGACGCACGCGAGCUCGCAAAGUCGACAGCGGUCCCAGCAUCGUGAUCACAGUCAAAGUCAUAACAAUAGCCAUCACCAGCAGCAGCAGCAGCAACAGCACCAACAUCUGCAACACCUCCAGCAACAGCAGCAGCAGAUCCAACAGCAGCUGCAACAGAACGUGGGGCCGCCCAAGCUGGUGCCCAUGCUGCCCAUCGGACCCGCGCAGAUCAUGGCGGGCAACGCGUUUCCCCAGCCCACCUAUCCACUGGCCAGCCCCCAGCUGGUGGCUCCCACCUUCCUGGAGCCGCAGCAGUACCUGACGGCCAUACCAAUGCAGCCAGUGAUAGGGCCGUUUCCGGUGCCGCCUGUGCCUGUCCUCUCGCCGCUGGCGGUGUCGGGUCAAGGCCAGGGCCAGCAGGAACUCGUCCCCAGCAGUGUGGUGAUGACGCCCACGCAGAGUCAGCUGCAGGACCAGCUGCAGCGGAAACACGACGAGCUGCAGAAGCUGAUCAUGCAGCAGCAGGACGAGCUGAGGAUUGUGUCGGAGCAGCUGCUCCUUGCCCGCUAUACGUACUUCCAGCCAGUGGUGCAGAUGGGGCUCCCACAGGGCAACAUGGCACCGGGACCUGCGAUGCCCAAUGCGGCGGGCGGCAGCGUUCAGCGCGGAUUCAACUUCUCGGGCACGAAUGCAGUGCAGCCGCAGUUCAAUCAGUACGGAUUCGCGUUGAACUCGGAGCAAAUGCUGAACCAGCAGGACCAGCAAAUGAUGAUGCAGCAGCAGCAGAACCUGCACAGCCAGCAGCAGCACAAUCUGCAGCAACAGCACCAGAGCCAGAAUCAACUGCAGCAGCAGCAACAUAUGCUGCAACAGCAGCAGUUGCAGCUGCAACACCAGCAGCAACAGCAGCAGCAGCAACAACAGCAGCAGCAGAACGACAUGUUGUCGCGCGAGGACAUCGAGGACAUUGAUGCCUUUCUCAAUCUGUCGCCGCUGCAGGCGCUCGAGCCUUCAUCGGCGCUCAACACCAGCCACAACAACAACACUUCGAGCUUUAACAAUGGCAACGGCAGCGGCCAGAACAAUAUUGGCCACAAUAACAACAACAACAAUAACAACAACAGCAGCUCGACUGCCCCACAAAAUCACAACGAAGACUCGUUGCUGUCGUACAUGCAGAUGGCCACGAGUCCCUCGGUCAACUUCCAUAUGGGCAUCAGCGAUGACGGCUCCGAGACGCAAAGCGAAGACAAGAUGAUGCUGGGUCGCAGCAGCAACCACCUGCAACUGCAGCAGCAGCACCUCCUUCAGCAGCAGCAGCAACACCAACACCAACAGCAGCUGCAGCAGUCGAGCAACUUUUACCACACGAAUCCAUUCCUCACCCACCUGCAGAAUCAGAGUCAGAAUCAAUUGCCAAACGACCUGGAAAUAUUGCCCUUUCAAAUGUCGCAAGAGCAAUCACAGAAUCUAUUCGAUGCGCCAAACACAGCCACCGGCGGAAGUCAAUAACACAUGUAGAACCCUAGUUCGUAAGCCCCAUAGAUCCUCCAAUAUGUUUCCCCCUCCCGUGGUGGUAUUAUCUAUUAGCUAGCUGUCUCUCUAUCGAACCUUCUCUUGGAACUCCUUUCGGGACUAGUUGUAGAUCUCAACAGACUGAGUAUUGUUCUACUAAGAGUUGGAAUUUGACUAAUUUGUGUGUGCGUGCGUGUGUGUGUGUGUUUGUACAUAUGUACGUGUAGAAACGUUCUCAAAAUGUGUAUCCAUAAGUAGGUUUUAAUUGUUAGCACAUAGUGAGAAGAGCCCUUCGUUUGCAUAAGCCCCCAAAUUUUCCAGUAAGUGCCAUUGCGGCGCACACAGGGAUCUCUGAUAUGUAAUCGAACCUUAAACCCUAAAACGUACCCCAAACAAUUGUACAUAACGAUGUAAGCAAUGCUAACCCAAUUGUAUAUCAUUUCCAAGACUGGGCUUCCCUACUGGAGUCAAUUUACCUUUUAAGCGUCGAUGAUGAAUGAUGGACGAUAGCUAUAGCAACUCAGGUUGAGACUGCAACUGACAUUUAUUCUGCUGUGAGCAUAUUCCAAUAAGUUUUCCUCAUGCCUGAGCGUUUCCUGGAAAGGAAAAUGAAAUUAGAUCUGGAGUACUUUCUGGAUAAGCUGAUUCGAAUCUGUUUCGAUCUUCAGCCUUGAACUUUCACAUGCAGCUAAACCUUGUAACUAGCUUCAACUCAACUACAACUACCUUAAUAGCUCUAGCUACCUCUGUGUUUAAGCUCUGUACAUACCUAUAGGACAAGUCGGGAGUACUUCCAUAAGCCUGUACAUAAAGUAACGAUGAUAGAACUAAUUUGUACAUAACGAGUAGAUGAUUCCAUGUUCCCCCGAGAGCAAUGUGAAAAUCGAAUCAAAA
Messenger RNA from Drosophila subobscura, 7681 nucleotides. It is a transcript of the gene Clk, whose product is annotated as circadian locomoter output cycles protein kaput. Gene Ontology annotation, biological process: regulation of transcription by RNA polymerase II; circadian regulation of gene expression. Gene Ontology annotation, cellular component: nucleus; CLOCK-BMAL transcription complex; cytoplasm. The record is from RefSeq and is a predicted model, not a curated record. Lineage: Eukaryota; Metazoa; Arthropoda; Insecta; Diptera; Drosophilidae. Gene Ontology annotation, molecular function: protein dimerization activity; DNA-binding transcription factor activity, RNA polymerase II-specific; RNA polymerase II cis-regulatory region sequence-specific DNA binding.